Molecule: messenger RNA, 3653 nt
Organism: Chara braunii
Lineage: Eukaryota; Viridiplantae; Streptophyta; Charophyceae; Charales; Characeae
Source: the annotation of a GenBank genome assembly
CUUACCCUGUGGUCCUUAGAAGAGUCGGUCAGUGGGCCAGUGUCUGGGUAGGUCUACGUGGUGAGGAGUGGGACUUUUGUCGUGCACUUGACACCACGACGGAUGACUAUCCGAUGUAUGGGUUGCCCGUUGGGUUCUCCCUUUGGGAGACCCUAUGGCGUCUCCUCUUUCCUUUGGGCUUUUGGCCCACCUUCACGUGUAGAGUAGGGACUCGGGGUGGUACUUCCACCCAACCUUACACGAAGGAGGAGGAGGAGAAGAUGGCCGCCAUCCUGAGGGAAAGAAAGGAGAAGAAAGAGGCCAAGAAGAAGGCCCCACAGGAGGAGCAGGCGGCCAAAUUAAAAAAGAUGGCCUGGGAGAAAGAGAGACUGAAGAAAGAAGAAGAGAAGUUGAAGGAGGUGGAAGAGGAAGAGGAGGAAGAUGAAAUGCCACUGCAGAAGAAGAGAGUGCAGUACAGUGGCAGCAGAGACGAUGAGAUGGAGAAACGGAUUUCAGAGUGGGUCGCCAACUUAUCCUUAGGCGAAGAAGAAGAGGUGGCAAUGUAUAUCUCUAAGGACGACCAGGAAGCCGCCAUGAGAGUAUGGGAAGCAGAAGCAGAUGUUAUAGAUGAGAAGAGGAUGGAGUGGAAGUUGGCGGUGAUAAGGGAGAAGAAGAGGAGAGUAGACGCGGAAGCGGAGGCGGCAGAAGAAUUAGAAGAGGUACAAAAGAUAGAAGAGCAAUUAGCCGCCCAGACUGAACUCCCAAAGAAAAUGGAGGUCAUAGCCAAAAACGUUGCACGCUUAGCACGAAUCCAGGCCGAGCAGUAUGACUUUAGUAGGAGUCAACAUAUAGCGGUACGUUCGAUACGGUUGGGAUUCUGGGACUUUGCUCGCGAGUUGGUGGGUGCUGUAGGAGCCGAGGUGGGUCACCGCCUCGACAAGACUGAGCGGUUUUGCGCUGGCGCCAUUAAAGGCGUCAAGGCGGCAGCUCCCAAGGAGGAGGAAGCACGUCCUCCUCGCCGGGAGCCGAUCAAGGUCAAAUUCCCUGAUUCCUAUAGUGGAAAACGGGAAGAGAACUUUGACAAUUGGGAGGCCAAUGUCAAGACCUAUGUGCAUCUGCAACAGGUCUCCCCGGAUCAGCACGUUCUGAUUGCGAUCCAUGCGCUUAGAGAUGAGGCCGCCAGCUUUGCGAGUGACCCUACCAUUAGGCCAUGUGGGGAACAUAGCGCUAGCCGGCAAGAGACACCAACACCGCAUGUGCCUAUGGCAGAGGUUGCAGGCCGGUGUCUAGACAGUUGUCCCGAAACUGCUUGUGUUAGAGUUUCGCUAGACACCUCCCUCACAGGCGUGGCUGAUGAAUUGAAGGAGAGGAUGCCCGCCUGGGCCAAGAUGAAGAAGGAGAACAAAGGGCAGCUUAUAUUACUAGAUGCAGAGAUUUUUAGAGGUAGAAUAGGGGCCCUAGUAGACUCAGGGGCCACCCGCAGCUAUAUUAGUAAGAAAACGCUGCAGAAAUUGAAGUUGGGACUUAAAAUCCAGAAACUAACAGACCCCAUAGUUAGUAUCCUCGCGGACAAUCGUACUAUGGUUGUAGAGGAUUACGUAGAGGGAAUCCAGGCGUAUUUCCGCCUAGAGAAAGAUGGGAAAGUGGAGAAGGUUCUCCACUCCCUGACUCUCCUCGUAGAAGACAGCCUCCCAUUUGAUAUUGUUCUUGGRAUGGAUUGGGGAGAGGCAGCCGGAGCCACGCUCCAUUUGAAGGAGCACGAGUGUAGGCUCCCUAGUUCUUCAGGCGAGGCCAAGACUGCCCGCCUGUUCCAUGUGUUAGGAAUAGAGAAUCCCUUGGCACAUUGCUGCCUUAGUGCUCCUGCGUUCGCCAGAUUAGUGAAAAAGGAGAAAUUGGAGGAACAUGUUUUUGUUGCCUAUGUUAGGCCAAUGACUGAGCCUACGGACGAAAAGUCGAUGGACCCUGCGAUUGCCAAGCUGCUGGAAGAGUUCAAGGACCUAACUGAGCCGCCGAUAGGAGUGGUACCGCGGCCCAUCCAGCACCGCAUUGAGAUAGAGCCUGGCAGUAGAACUCCUAAGGGCRYUGUGUAUAGGAUGUCCCCACGGGAGYUAGAGGAGYUUCRCAAGCAAUUAGACGAGCUCCUCGAAAAGGGUUGGAUUAGGCCCAGUUCGUCUCCUUUUGGAGCGCCUGUUCUCUUUGUUCCCAAGAAAGAGGGAGAGCUGAGGAUGUGCAUAGACUAUAGGGGUCUGAAUGCUAUUACAGAAGUUCGUGAGGAACUUCUCCACCGUCACUGCACCCUUCGCAAAUUGUUGAGGAAAGAGACCAUCUGGAAGUGGGACAAGGACUGCACGUCUGCCAUGAAGAAGUUAAAGCAGGCAUUGAUAGAGUACCCAGUCCUUAAGGUAGUCGAUCCGUCCUUGCCCUUUGUCGUCACUACGGACGCUAGUCAGUACGGCAUAGGUGUCGUGUUACAGCAAGACGAUGGCAAUGGUUAUAGACCCGUAGAGUUCAUGUCCGCCAUGAUGCCUUCAGAGAAGGUCGCGACAUCUACCUAUGAGAGGGAACUCUACGCUCUCACGCAAGCCUUAGAACACUGGAAGCACUACUUGCUUGGGAGGCACUUCAAAGUCUAUUCCGAUCAUGAGACAUUAAGAUGGUUAAAGACUCAGGCCAAGAUGACACCUAAGCUUACUAGGUGGGCAGCAGAGAUAGAUCAGUACGACUUUGAGCUCAAGCCAGUCAAGGGGAAGUAUAACGUAGUUGCGGAUGCUCUGAGUAGGAGAGCUGAUUACUUUGGGGCAAUAGUGCAUUACUUAGACAUAGGGAAGGACCUGCAGCAGAAGAUUAGAGAAGCCUAUGCACAGGACCCUAUCUAUAGUGACCUCCUCAAGAAGGUCAAGGAGGCCCCAGAGACUGAGCCAAACUACCGCACUACGGGAGGGUUGCUUUUUGAGAAGACUAAUGUAUUUGACCGCCUGUGCAUUCCCAAUAGUGAAGAGAUCCGUAGUCUGAUUUUGGGAGAAUGCCACGACACAGAGGGUCAUUUUGGUUGGCAGAAAACUUUAGCCAAUCUGAUGCGCGCAUAUACCUGGCCAGGAAUGAAGAAUGACUGCAUGGAGUAUGUUCGCAGUUGUAAAGUCUGCCAACGUAACAAGACUUCUACGCGUGCCCCGUUAGGUCUUCUCAGACCCUUACCCAUUCCGGAUCAGCCGAGAGACUCAAUGUCCGUAGACUUCAUGGACACUCAGGUCAAGAGCAGGCAUGGCAAGAGCCAAGUCAUGGUCAUAGUUGACCGCUUUAGCAAGUCGCAUGAUAUGGGCUGCGAGGGAUGGGCUGGGAGUGGGAGUGGGAGUGGGAUGGGGAUGGGGAUGGGAUGGGAUGGGAUGGGAUCGCGAUUGGGAUUGGGAUUGGCAUUGGCAUUCGGGUGGGACGGGGAUGGGAUUGGGAUGGGAUGGGGAUGGGAUAGGGAUGGGAUUGGAAUUGGGAUUGGCAUUGCGAUUGGGAUUGGGAUUGGGAUACAAUGGAAUCGGGUUGGGAGGGGUGGGGAGGGGAGGGCGAAGAGAAAACCUAUGGGCAGGAGAGGAUGUAGAGUAUUGUUCAGUAAGAUAGGCCGAAGAAAACAGCGACCGCUGACUGCGGAUGACUCAUGAGCUGGAUAAAGAAAGAAGAGAGAC